AUGCAAAUUCGGCUGCGAAGGGCAGCAUCCGUAUGGACUACUUUCAAAGAACAAUUUUUUGUUCAUAUCACAAACGCGGUAACCACCACAACAGCUGUUGUCAGUACAGUAAGUUCAACAAACUCAACACGUCUAGCAAGCUCAACAAAUCCAACAAGCUCAACAAGCUCAACAAGUACAACAAGCUCAACAAGUACAACAAUUAUACCUAACUUUCCGGCUAGUGUCGCUGUAUCGGCUACUACAAGUAAUUAUUAUGGCACCGAACGUGUAACAUUAAGUUGUUCUACAACUUUGAUCAAUGUUACUAUUACUAUUACUCUACAAAAAAUCGUCGGUGCUAGAUACACUGGAAUGUUCAACAGCUUUCCGGAUGGAAGCAUGAGUGAAUCUCAUGUAGAUAAUGGUGCAGAGGUCAUUUAUACAUGGACAAUUGUGAAGGGACAAACAAUUGGACCGAAUAGUAGUCCAUACAAAGCUGUAGCUCAGUUUGAUUUAAUCGGAACAUCUCAACCGACGAGUGGUGAUACUUAUACAGUAAUGAUUACGACACUGACUGAUCAGACAAAUGCACUAUCGGGACACUUUUAA
This is a messenger RNA of Rotaria sp. Silwood2, 591 nucleotides long. NCBI's taxonomy places the organism in Eukaryota, Metazoa, Rotifera, Eurotatoria, Philodinida, Philodinidae. The record is from the annotation of a GenBank genome assembly.